Messenger RNA from Conger conger (European conger), 1491 nucleotides. It is a transcript of the gene hsd3b1, whose product is annotated as hydroxy-delta-5-steroid dehydrogenase, 3 beta- and steroid delta-isomerase 1. The transcript has 4 exons. The coding region runs from base 292 to 1419 and encodes 375 amino acids. Gene Ontology annotation, molecular function: 3-beta-hydroxy-Delta5-steroid dehydrogenase (NAD+) activity. The record is from RefSeq and is a predicted model, not a curated record. Gene Ontology annotation, biological process: steroid biosynthetic process. NCBI's taxonomy places the organism in Eukaryota, Metazoa, Chordata, Actinopteri, Anguilliformes, Congridae.
CAAAAAUAAGGGAUAUUUAAGUCGGGACACCUGGAAGUAUGCUGAAAGGACUAUCAUAUCGUAGACGACUGUGUUUGUUAAAGACGCCUUGUUCUAACUACGUGACUUGUUUAUGGUGAUUUAAGUUACUAUCGUUGAGCAAAGAUAAAAUCUACAGAAACUGGGCGGGCAUAUGAGCGAAGUGGGCCUAAUGAUAGUGCCGCCAUUGGUAUAUAAAGCCGUGCAGCUGCCUGCCUUCUUUCAGUAGACCUGGACUGUGGCACCGUGACCUGCCAAGGGUGCGAGUCGGCCAUGUCUAAAGCCAGCGAUGUGUACCUCGUUACGGGAGCCUGCGGCUUCCUGGGACAGAGAAUCUGCCAGCUGCUCUUGGAGGAGGAGCAGGGGAUCGCGGAGAUCCGACUGUUCGACAAGAAUUCCCGGCCAGAGCUCAUCCAGUCCCUCCAAGCAUCCGCAAGCCGGACCAAAGUGAGCAUGCUGGAGGGGGACAUUCGAGAUGCUGAGCUGUUGAGGAGAGCUUGUCAAGGAGUAUCUGUGGUGAUCCACACCGCCUCUCUCAUUGAUAUCGUCGGAGCCGUGGACUACAGCGAACUCCACGGGGUUAACGUGAAGGGGACCCAACUCCUGCUGGAAGCCUGCAUCCAGGAGAGCGUCCCAUCGUUCGUGUACACCAGCAGCAUAGAGGUGGCGGGCCCCAACCCCCGGGGGGACCCUGUGGUCGACGGCGAUGAGGACACGCCCUACACGCCCUGCCUGAAGUUCCCCUACAGCCGGACCAAGCAGGAGGGCGAGCAACUGAGCCUCCAAGCCCACGGGGAGAGCCUGCGGAACGGGGGCCGGCUGGCCACCUGCGCCCUGAGGCCCAUGUACAUCUACGGCGAGGGCUGCCGCUUCCUCCUCUUCCACAUGGGCAACGGCAUACGCAACGGCGACGUUCUGCUGCGCACGUCGCACCCGGACGCCCGGGUCAACCCCGUGUACGUCGGGAACGUGGCCUUCGCCCAUGUGCGCGCCGCCAGGGCGCUGAAGGAUGCGGAGAGGAGGGCCGUGGUGGGCGGGAACUUCUACUUCGUCUCAGACGACACGCCGCCCGCCAGCUACUCUGACUUCAACCACGCGGUGAUGUCGCCACUCUGCUUCGGCAUCCAGGAGAAGUUCAUGAUGCCCUACCCUCUCCUCGUCUUCCUCGCCUUCGUCAUGGAGAUGCUCCAGUGGCUGCUCCGCCCCUUCAUGCGGUACAGCCCGCCCCUGAACCGCCAGCUCCUGGUGAUGGUCAACACGGCCUUCACGUUCUCCUACCGAAAGGCCCAGAGAGACAUCGGCUACACCCCGCGGUAUAGCUGGGAGGAGGCGCGCAAACGCACCUCGGAUUGGCUGGCCUCCGUCCUGCCUCGGGAGAGAGACCGACUCAAGACUCACUGACUCCUCCUGAUCCCGCUAUUAAAAAUAUUUCGGGAAAUUACCAUUGCAUAAUAAACAUAUAAUCAUUCUUGA